This is a messenger RNA of Amphiprion ocellaris (clown anemonefish), 3268 nucleotides long. RefSeq names its product cilia and flagella associated protein 119 (gene cfap119). The record is from RefSeq and is a predicted model, not a curated record. Bases 2030 to 2788 code for a protein of 252 amino acids. Lineage: Eukaryota; Metazoa; Chordata; Actinopteri; Pomacentridae. The transcript has 9 exons.
UAGAGUCAUUAGUCUGCAUCACUUAGCCAGUAGUCAAACAUGGAUCCGCCACAGUCACAACACAGCGCUAAAGCUGCUGAGUAUCAGUUAGAGAGCCUCACUUUCCUGUGCAGCACGUCACCUUGAAAGUUGUUAAAAUUACCCAAACAAGAUCACUUAGCUGCUUGCUGUUAGUGGGACACUCAGGCAGGUUUAUCUCGUUGCCGUGGCUACAGCUGCCAUGCAGUAAUGGAGGAGAGCCACAGCAGAGUCUUUAAUGAGAAAAUAAUCAUUGUUUAUCUCUGUUAUCUCAGCCAAGGAGGGUCAGCUAAGGCUUUUUUUUAUUGCAAUUUGUCCACAUAUUGUACAAAAACUGCAAGAUAAAAAAAAAGCUUUUUUAGAACAGUUUAAGACGCAGUUAACAAUUAGUAAAAUCACAUUUCCCAUAAAAUUACACUAUUUUACAGUUUUUAUAUCAGCAAACAAAAUCAGUAUUUUACACUUGCCAUAAUUGCAAAGAAGAAUUGUUUAUAUUAGAGAAAACUCAUUUUUAAACUGUUAUUUUACAGAUUUCCCCUGUAUUGUGCAAUUACAGAUAGUAUCUCGUAAAAUCACAGAAAAUGUUUAUUUACAUGGUGACUUUUCAAACAUUUGCAUCUUCUUAUACAAUGUGUGGCCAUAAAAUUGUACUGUUUUACUUAAUUCAAAUCAUUUAAAAAUGUCUUUAUUUUCCAGAUAUAUGCCAUUGUUUUUUUAAUUAAAUUUUUUACAGUUCUUGAACUAUAGAGUAUUUCCCCCUUGUUUAGGUUUUUUGUUUCUGGCAUCCUUGCUUCCAGGUUUGCCUUGUUUUUCACAGGACUGAAUUUAAUGUAAUUUAAUGAAUUAAUUGAUUAAUUGCUUGUUGUUGUUUUUUUUUGUUUGUAUACUUGGCAGAAUUUCUUAAAAUUUGUUACGUCUCCUCUCUCAUCUUAUCGUGACUGAAUAAUUUCAAACGGAUAAGACUGCUGAUUAAAAAGAAUUGUGACUAUAAUAAAAACACUAAUUCCCCUAACUAGUUGAACAUAACUUCAUUAGAAGUUGUCAAAUAAAAAAGUUUUUUUUAUCUAUCUAUCUAUCUGUCUAUCUGUCUGUCUGUCUGUCUGUCUGUCUGUCUGUCUGUCUGUCUUUCUAUCUUUCUAUCUUAUCUAUAAACUGCAAACAUUUCUUUGGUCACAAUUAUUCAGUCAUAAGGAACUUUAAAGUUUGACAAAGAUGCAUUUUUUACUUUUUCUUUGGCCACUGACACAAAGUCAUGUGUAUUUGCACAUUAUGACCGUUUGAUCCAGAUAGAAGUCGCUGUAGAUAUUUAUAAAAUGAUGCAGCUUGCACGUGAACGCAUCACUCUCAUUAAAACUGACUGGUUUUGCGCCAAGCUCUGCCCUCUACAGUGCAGCACUCUUGCGCUGAAAAUAUAUUAUGCAGAGAGAAUCCAGACGAUUCCCUGCAUGAAUAAACAGUGACUGAUACGUUGGUCUAAAUUUUCCUCGUGUGUCAGCCUGUCAUGAAUAAUGGACGCUCAAGUUGUAGAAAUACAAAUAAACGGAGCUCCCAUAUAAGUCGAUAAAUGAAAACGAUUCCGUUUCACCUUACCUUGAGUGCUUGACUUCAUACUUUUGCUAAAAAAGCUGCCAAACAUAUUUAUUUCAUUGUUUUAAUUAAUUAUGGUGGCGAAAACAAGAUUUUUGGGCCGUUAAACCGAAAAGGUAAAAAAAAAAAAAAAAAAAAAAAGUGGUUUGUUGCUAGGAUACAAGGAGGUAAACAAAGAUGGCGCCAUGCAGCUGCACUGAGGCCCGUGUUGGUUAACGUACUUCUUUAAAAAAAAAUACUUUAAAAACUAUUUUUAGCUACACAAUCCGUUCAGACUAGUGUUGGGUUAUCUCACUUAUGUUUUUCAGCUGUUAAAUUCGGCAGUUUGCUCAUUUGUCUCUAAUUUAAGGAAAAAAAAAGAUGGAUAUGAAAAUAAAGACAUUGUUUACUUCUGUAGGUACCACAGGCCCUGAAAGCCAGACUGAUGCUAUGGAUGGAUGUAAGCUACCAUGACAUGGAGGAGAUGGACAAACUACAGUCCAUUCCUGAGUUGGAGAGUGCUUUACGCAGCGUUCUUGGAGUUGACCUCCCUGAACCAAAGAGAGGAGUUCUGUUGGAGCUCUAUGUGCAGACUGUGCUUUUUUGCAGAGAGCACAGUUUCAAAAAAGAGCAAACUUCUGCUCUCCUGUCCAUCAUAAAGUCCAUCCACGAGGCCAACAUAGAAACUCCACUCUUAAACUUCGAACAGUGUCUGAAAUACUGCAAGGAGCUUCUGCUCUGUCACUCAGUCAGGCGGCCUCCUUUCAGUAUCAACAUCUUCAGCUCCGCGGAGGCAAACUGUAUCUUAGAAUACAUCCACAACAACUACAUGAGACACUACAAACUCUACAAAUAUAUCUUCACUCCACAGGUAAAACUUGAUUUGUCUUUGACAUAUUCUGGGAUGACUGAGCAUGAGCCAGCUGCCAUGGACGUUUCCUCUGUGCCAGAUGCUGAAAAUGUGGUGGAGAAAGAAGCUGAAGCAGGACCAAAUAGAGAUGGGUCUUCUGACGCACAGGAAACAUCCACCACAGAGCAUGAGGAAGCAACGCUCGGUUCCACAUCAGAACUGAAGACACUGAUAGAGCGAGAAGUCAGAGAGCAAAUGAUGCACGUGUCUGAACAACUCGAUCAGCGCAUGAAAGAAAUGUCACUUCAGCCUCACUUAGAUCCUUCACAGCACACAAACAAAGCCAAAAAAUAACACUUAGAAUAGUUUUUUCCAUUUAAAUAAGUAGUAUUAGUAGUAGUAGUAAGUUUCAAAUAAGCACUCACAGGAGAUAAGACAAACCAAACAUUUGUUUUUAUUGACAAACCUUUUUUUCUGCUUAUACAGUACAUUGCAUGUCUCCAUUUGUACAAUUACUGUACAUUUCUCAAGCAGGCACUUUCACGAAAAGUGCUUCUCAUCAGACGGAAGAAUGAAUUAAGUAGGGAAUGCUGCUGCUGGUUAGUUCUAGUUAGGAAUACAGUCAUAAGUGGUCUUCACACUUGGUGUGAGUGGGUUUCCUAUUGGAGGAAUGUUUACAUGCAUGACAGCUACAGGAUUCUCAACCAACAAUGUUUCACACAUGUCCAUCAGUGCUGAUUUGUAACUGUGGAACAGCUAAAUCUGAGCUUCAGUACAGUAUGUCUAUGUAAGUAUUAAAUAACUAAUCACAGUGCUUUGUUUUCCACUUAGAAA